AUGUCAACUGCCACUUCAACUGCUCCAAUUGCGACAACUGACAAGGAAAACAUCCCUCCACAAGACGCAAGCAACGUCAACUCUGUCAAUUCAGAGAAAUCAGGGACUUCAAAGGAUUCAAGGGACUCCAGGGAGUCAAAAGAACCAAAAGAUCGCAAGAAAAGAAAAAUCACAUAUACCAAACCAUCAGCGCCACCAAGAGCCAUUGAACCUUUCCAAGAAGGAUUAUCAAUUGAAAAAAAGAUUUAUCCAUUGUCCAAUUAUACAUUAACUCAAAAAUCUUAUCAACCUUUAAAAGAUCAUGAAUUAAAAGAAGAUGAAGCUGAAAAAGAAGCAUUAAAAGAAUCAAAACAAUACAAGAGAAAAACUUAUAAGAGUGAUUUAAUUCCGAAUAAUUUAUUAUAUUUUAAGAAUUUGAAAAAAUAUAAUGAUUUUUAUGGUACAAGACGUUUUUUACAAUUCUUAAUUGUUGUUGGUGGUGAAAAAGAGCCUGCUGUCCUUUUAUUAAAAGAACAUAAUCAAUUGAUUGUUCCUGGCGGUUAUUUAAAUCAUGAUGAAGAUGAAAAAACAGGUGCUGAAAGAAUCUUGAAAGAGUUAUUUGAUGAAGAAGAAUUAGCCGCUGAGAAUGGUAAUGGUGAUGCCAAUGGUACCACUAAUGGCGCCACUAAUGGUUCGGCGGCUACUGUUCAAGAACCUUUAACAAUUGGUGAAACAAUAGCAAGAUGGUGGAGAACUGAUUUAAAACCAUUUGUUUAUCCAUAUUUACCACGUCAUGUUACAAGACCAAAAGAAUUGAUUAAAUUAGUUUAUGUUGAUUUACCAAAAACAAGAAAAUUAUCAUAUCCAAAUUUUUAUAAAUCAUUUGCUCCAUAUCCUUUAGUUGAUUUAUAUGAUAAAUCUGAACCUGAAUUAAAAUCAAUUCCUUUAUUUUUAUCAAAAAUUUUAUUUACUUUUAUUGAUGAAAAAAAUAAUAAAGAAUAUAAAGAUUUUAUUCAACAAUAUAGUUCUAUUAAUGUUGAUCAACCUCCAAAACCUUCAUUUUAA
Molecule: messenger RNA, 1044 nt
Organism: Hansenula ciferrii
Lineage: Eukaryota; Fungi; Ascomycota; Saccharomycetes; Phaffomycetales; Wickerhamomycetaceae
Product: Cleavage and polyadenylation specificity factor subunit
Exons: 1
Coding region: 1-1044 (347 amino acids)
Cellular component (GO): mRNA cleavage factor complex
Molecular function (GO): mRNA binding
Source: RefSeq, a predicted model, not a curated record